AUGGAUCCUCUCUCCAUCAUUGCCGGAAUAGCAGGAAUAUCUCAAGCGGGAGCCUCAUUAUCAGUUGCCAUCUUCCGUCUAAUAUCCGCUGCGAAAAGUGCACCAAAAGAAAUUACAGAUAUCGCGAGAGGGGUGUCAGAUCUCUCGAUGAUAUUGCGAGAGCUUCGCCGCGUUUUAAAAGAUGGGCGUCAGAUUUAUCGCCGAAAAUUAAUCAGGCGCGUUGGUGUCGCUAUUAAACGCAUCGGAAAAAUUCAUGAUGAGAUUGGGGAACUUCUCGAACUCGAGAGCGAUUUCUCUCGGCUGAAAUGGGCAUUUAGACGUUCUAAAGCUACGCAGUUGCUAUAUCAGGUUGAGAGUCAUAAGACUGGUGUGCAUUUGAUAUUGCAAACGAUGAUACUGGCGAGUCAACUCAAGAUGCAUCGCAGUCAACACCAAGAGUCAAAGAAAGACGAGGACGACACCGAUGAGACCAAACUUCUUCGACAGCAAGCGGAAAACCUUGUUCAAGUGUCUUAUCAAUCUUUACGUUCCCUAGUAAUGACGGCCGAAAAUGGGUUUCCGGAGGAUUACUCCCCCGACGAAACUGAUCCAGAUGGAAACACAGCUGAAAAUUCAAAUGAAAGUCAAAUCCAGCUGCACAAGGCCGGUCUUGAAGAUACUGCAACAUGGCUGUAUGAGCUGGCGUUUUCUUCUAUCAAUGAAGUGGCCGCUACUGGAGAUCAGGUCUCGAAUCAAACGGAGGAGAAGAGCACCGACGGUGAAGAUUGCGAUAUCUCACAAGCGCUUAUACUCAACCUCCCUGGCCAGCAAGCCAAGCAGUUGUCUCAACCACUUCAAAUAUUACUCCGAACUCCUACCAAGCCUUGUUUGGCCCUCAACGAAUUACUUGCUGAAUGGACUACUUUGACAGAAGACGAAAUUGAAGGUGUUGAAAGUUCGCGGAAAGAAGACAACGUUGAAGUCGAUGACCAGGAGAACAUUAAAGAAAACAAUGGUCCGGACCAAUUAAAAGACCUACCACUAAUCCACUUCAAAGACGCUGUGGGUCGAAAAUUCGUCUUUCCCUACGAUCUUGCCAAAGAUUGGGCUGGAGUGAAAGAAUUAAUUAAGCAGUGUUUUCUACACGUUGACAUAAUUGGACCUCACGUGAUGGAUGGCCAUUAUGACCUGAUGUCAAGUGCCGGGUCCAUUAUCCUUCCACAAACUUGGGAGAGGUUAAUAAGGCCUGGUGAAACGAUAACGAUGCAAAUGUGGCCUAUUCCAGAGCCUUCCACACCACGAAAUACAUUUUCUCCGAAAGGACUUGGAUGGCCACCGCCUCCUAACCAAAUUGUAAUUGACAAGCCGGUAAAGUCUCCUCCAUUUACAAACCCGGAAAAAGCCAAAGGUGCGAAGCAAUCAACCGAAAAGGUAAAUAACAAAGAGACUUGA
Molecule: messenger RNA, 1431 nt
Organism: Glarea lozoyensis ATCC 20868
Lineage: Eukaryota; Fungi; Ascomycota; Leotiomycetes; Helotiales; Helotiaceae
Exons: 4
Coding region: 1-1431 (476 amino acids)
Source: RefSeq, a predicted model, not a curated record